Myzus persicae (green peach aphid) is the source of this 3732-nucleotide messenger RNA. RefSeq names its product box A-binding factor-like. Bases 118 to 2868 code for a protein of 916 amino acids. Gene Ontology annotation, molecular function: zinc ion binding; DNA-binding transcription factor activity, RNA polymerase II-specific; RNA polymerase II cis-regulatory region sequence-specific DNA binding. The record is from RefSeq and is a predicted model, not a curated record. Gene Ontology annotation, biological process: cell fate commitment; positive regulation of transcription by RNA polymerase II; negative regulation of transcription by RNA polymerase II. Lineage: Eukaryota; Metazoa; Arthropoda; Insecta; Hemiptera; Aphididae. The transcript has 8 exons.
UGAGUAUUAUUAUUAUUAUUAUUAUUUAUUUGUUUUUUUAAUACGCGUUUUCUGCCUUAUCUCCUCCCGCGUUGUUCGACCGGCGUUAUCUGCACCGCGGGACGAUACCACAACGACAUGCCGGCCAGCAACAAUAAUGCCACUUACUUGAGAGCUUUUGGCUUAUCGGCCGUAGCAGCAGCGGAAUCGUCGUCGGAACAACUCAGCCAGCAUCAGCUCCACCACCACCACCUGCAGCACCAUGUGGUGGUCGGCGUCGGCGGUGACGGAAGGAGCGAUUGCGGCGGCGAGUUCGACACGUCCGCCGAGGAAGACAGGGCGGCGGCGGACACCAUCGACGAGCUGAACAACCGUCGCGGUGACGUCGUGACGACAACGGUUGUGGCCGCAGCGGAGGAGGCGAGCGAUGAGUCGCCGCCGGCGGCCACAACGACCGCGGCGCCGUCGUCGUCACAGCAGCAGCGACAGCGUUGCGACGGCGCGACCGAUGUGGUGACCGCGGCGGCGGACGAAGAAAAUGGCGGCGGGAGCGCGGGCACGCCCAGCAUCGGCUACGGGUCGCCGGCGGUAGAUGGUGCGCCGGUCGGUAGGACGUCGUUCGGGUCGGAGGAGGAGGAGCCCGCCGCCGUCGACCGUUUACAGCAACAACCGGUUCACGGGACGGCAGACGAACGGCCGACCGGCAACGUGUACGUACGCCGCGAUGAUAUGAACUAUCAUCAUCCACACCACCAGCAGCACCAGCACCAGCAGCACGACAGUCCGCCGCAGCUACACGUAAGCACCAGUGCGACGACUACGACAACGUCGACGACCGGUGUCAUCAACAACAACAACAACAACAACAGUAACAGCAACAGUAGUGGACCGUCGCCGAACAGCCGUUACGACAUGUUGGUUGCACAGCAGACUUAUCAACAAGCCAAGUACGGCAGUGGCCGGGACUUGAUGGCCGCUAUGUUCCCGCAAGUAUUGAUCGCGGGUCCGCAACAGAUACAUCAGCACCAGCAACAACGCGAUGAAGACGAAGAUUUUUACGAGUACCAGCAACAGGCGUACCAGCAGCAGCAGCAGCAGCAGCAACAGCAACAGCAACAUAGCAAGUUCGAACACAUCGUGCUCAAGCAGGAGCCGCUAGACAGAGUUCAAGUAUACACCGACGAGUACUUCCACCAGGAUCACCAGCAGCAAUUGUCCGUGCAGCUCCAGGAGCAACACUGUUCCAGUCCGGGCAGCUCGGCGGGCGGUUACGACGAGGAAGUGGUGGUGGCCGCUGCUGCGGCCGCUAAAGGUGAACUACUCGACCUGCACUUGGCCCGGUCCGACGGUGGCGCGGGACCCGGACAGCAGGAGAAUCCCUUUGCGCAUCUCGUGGCCUCGCUGCACAGUGACUCGGGUAGCGCUUCCCCGUUGCAAGGCCAUUUGCACGACGACCAACAACUGGGUGGAUGUGGUUCGCCCACCGUCGGGUGUCAGCAGCCGCACGUGGCCGACCACUCGUAUACGCCGUCGUCCACGGCUACCGAUCAGCAAAUUCCGCAACACUUGUCGACGCAAAACCAUCACGGCGUCUACCACAGCAGUUCCAACGUCAUACACCACAACACUUCCAACAUGUCCGGUUCGUCCAUGUACCAGAGGAGUAACGGCGGCGGCCUGCAGUAUUCGACUUCCCUGCCACAUUACUUCACGUCCUCACCCGAGCUCAACCAACAGCAGACCAACAACAUCAUCACAUCCGUGGCCAGCAAUCAAAUGUGGUCCACAGUAGUAUCCGAAGACGGUACUGGAGGAUAUUCUCCGACGUCGACAAGCAAACAGCAGCAGUCCAACCACAACGGCGGUGGCCUGCCAGCUUUCGCCCAGCGUUUUGGCACGCACACGUCGUCAGCGUCCGCGUACACGGCCGCCGGUUCGUCCCGGUCAGCGCCUUCGUCGUACCACCCGAUCGCUACGCCCGGCGUGACGCCCUAUCACCUGACAGCCUCGGUCGUCAACAACGGUGGCCCGGCGGACACCUCGUCGCUCCAGUGGGCCGCGGCCGCCGCAGUGGCCGGAUCGCACGGUUACCCUAACACCGACGGCACCAUAAACUACGCUCCAAUGCCGAUCAACCAGUCGGGCAGGAGCCGGACAAACGCAUUCUCGGCCGCCGCCUCACUGUCAGCACUCGACGAGAUGGAAAUGUUUUGCGAGGGUCGCGAGUGCGUGAACUGCGGAGCGGUUUCUACUCCACUGUGGAGGCGCGACGGCACCGGUCAUUAUUUGUGCAACGCGUGUGGACUUUACUACAAGAUGAACAGCAUGAACAGGCCUUUAGUAAAACAACCCAAACGGCUGCAAAAUGCAUCUAGGCGUCAAGGGUUGCAGUGCACAAAUUGCCAAACGGCCACCACGUCGUUGUGGCGUAGAAAUCAAGUGGGUGAGCCUGUGUGUAACGCAUGUGGUCUGUACUUUAAGUUACACGGUGUUAAGAGACCACUUACGAUGAAAAAGGAUUCCAUCCAGACACGGAAGCGCAAGCCCAAAGGUGGAUCUAAAAUAGAACCGGAACCUAAGAGAAUCAAACAAGAAAUACCGUCUGAACAUAACUAUAGUGACUGUCACCGCACAUCCGGCAGUGUUUUGAAUCAUGGCAGUGCCAGUUCGGGUCUUGCAUAUACCAACUUGUACCAAACAGCCACACAUAUGACACCUGCAUACUAUGAUGUCAUCAAGUCAGAGUCAUCACAAGAGUCUAUCAACAGUCCACAUAUAGUAAGCCUUGCAUCUGCCAACAACAACAAUAACAACAACAACAACAAUAAUAACAUAAACACCGGCAACAAAGAUAGGCCUAGUGUUCUAACCAUGUCUGUUAAUUCCUAAAAAUUAGUAUAUUUCUAUUAUAUUUCCUUGAUUAUUCUUUAGUGUUAUCAACCUUGUUGAUUUCAAUAUUAUAAUAACUAUUUAUCAUUAACGAACAAACGAAAAAAUUAUUAUGUUUUAUUUAUAUUAUUAUUAUUUACAAUAUUUAACUAAUUACAAUAUAUUUUAUAAUUUAUAAUACAUACAUUACUGAUUGGAAUGUAGGCAAUUUUCAAAGACAUUAUAUUAGGAGUUUAAUUUUUUUCAAAAAGCAAAGACUGCAUAUAUAUUUAUAUUCUGUUCAAGAAACAAAAUUUAUAAAACUUAAAUUUAUAAUAAGCUCAUAUAAGUAAUUUUAUUUAAUCACAAGUACAAUAUUUUAUUUUAUUUUUUGUUCUAGUUGAAUCUCUAUAUAAAACACUGAUUUGUUAAGUAGCAUUUACUGUCUUGUACAUUCUUAUACUUGUAAGUCCUUUAUUUAUUGUACAUAUAUGAUGUACUUAAUUUGUUAAUAUUAAUAUCAGUUGCUUGAAAAAUAUUAUUUUUGUUUUUAAGUCUUCGUUUUUGAUCAAUUGGAGAUUGUGAUUAGAAAAAUUGUUGAAAUAUUUUAAUUAGUUGAUAGUUUAAUUUAAAAAAAAAAUAUUUACUGAAACUGAAAAUUAUAGCAUGUUAAUUUCGAAAUAUUUGUAAUCAUUAUUAUUAUAAUAGAUAUAUUUGUUGUUGUAAAAUUGUAAUUAUUUAGUCAUAGUUCUGAGCAACUUAUAUACUAAUUUAAACGUUUGUGAUCAAUCGAUUUAUUUUUACACCAACAAACGUUUAGAACUAUGUAAAAUUCAUUUCAUAAAAAUUGCUGUUUGAUUAUAACAAAUAUUAUAGUACUGAAAC